AUGGGGGAGCGGGGAGUCCUGAAACCCGACAUCCGGAACACGGUGGGGAACAUUCCCAUGGAGUGGUACCAGGAUUUCCCGCACAUCGGCUACGACCUGGACGGGAAGAAAAUCUACAAACCCCUGAGGAGCAAGGACGAGCUGGACCUGUUCCUGGAGAAGAUGGAAAACCCGGAAUACUGGCGCACGGUUCAGGACCGUCAGACGGGUGCGGAGGUGGCUCUGUCGGAGGAGCAGCUGGAGCUGGUGCAGCGCCUGCAGCGGGGGCACUUCGGGGACCUCAACUUCGACCCCUACGAGCCGUCCGUGGAUUUCUUCACUCACGAGGUGCGGAUCCACCCGGUGACCAACCGGCCCGAGGACAAACGGAGCUUCAUCCCCUCCCUGGUGGAGAAGGAAAAGGUCUCCAAGCUGGUCCACGCCAUCAAGAUGGGCUGGAUCCAGCCCCGGAAGCCCAAGGAGGGCGCUCCCGCUUUCUACGACCUGUGGGCGCGCGAGGAGCCCAACUCGGUGCUGGGCCGGCACAAGAUGCACGUGCCCGCUCCCAAAAUGCCCCUGCCGGGACACGCCGAGUCCUACAACCCGCCCCCGGAAUUCCUGCUCAGCCCCGAGGAGGAGCUGGCCUGGCAGCAGCAGGAUCCGUCGGAGCGGCGCCCGAGCUUCCUGCCGCGGCGCUUCCCGAGCCUGCGCGCCGUGCCCGCCUACCCGCGCUUCAUCCACGAGCGCUUCGAGCGCUGCCUCGACCUCUACCUCUGCCCCCGCCAGCGCAGGAUGAGGGUCAACGUGGAUCCCGAGGAUCUCAUUCCCAAGCUGCCCAGGCCGAGGGACCUGCAGCCCUUCCCCACCACACAGGCUCUGGUUUACCGCGGCCACACCAGCCUGGUGCGGACCCUGAGCGUCUCCCCCAGCGGGCAGUGGUUGGUGUCAGGCUCUGACGAUGGCUCGGUGCGGUUUUGGGAGGUGAGCACCGCGCGCUGCCUCCGCACGCUCCCGCUCGGCUCCGUGGUCAAGAGCGUGGCCUGGAACCCCAACCCCAGCAUCUGCCUGGUGGCCGUGGCCGUGGAUGAGCAGGUGCUCCUGGUGAAUCCGGGCCUCGGGGACCGGCUGCUGGUGGCAGCCACGGAUCAGCUCCUGGAUUCCUGGGAAGCUCCGGAGGAGGAGCGGAUCCAGCCCGUCCGGUGGGUCCCGGCCAGCCCCGAGGAGCGCGGCAAGGGGAUCCGGCUGCUGGUGCAGCACAGCAAGCCGGUGGUGCAGGUGACGUGGCACGGCAAGGGCGACUACUGGGCCUCGGUGGUGCGGAACCCCGGCAGCCGGCAGGUGCUGAUCCACCAGAGCAGCCGGCGCUGGAGCCAGGAUCCCUUCCGGAAGAGCCCCGGCAUGAUCCAGUGCGUGCAGUUCCACCCGCUCCGGCCCUACUUCCUGGUGGCCUCGCAGCGCUCCGUGCGCGUCUACAACCUGCUGCGCCAGGAGCUCGCCAAGAAGCUGCAGAGCAACUGCCAGUGGAUCUCCAGCAUGGCCGUGCACCCCGGAGGGGACAACGUCAUCUGCGGCAGCUACGACAGCAAGGUGGCCUGGUUCGACCUCGACCUGUCCACGCGCCCCUACCGCCUGCUGCGGCACCACGGCCGCGCCGUGCGCUCGGUCGCCUUCCACCGGCGCCAUCCCCUCUUCGCCUCCGGCUCCGACGACGGCUCCGUCAUCGUCUGCCACGGAAUGGUCUACAAUGACCUGCUGCAGAACGCGCUCCUGGUGCCGCUCAAGGUGCUCAAGGGCCACGCGCCCACCCUCGACCUCGGCGUGCUCGACGUCGCCUUCCACCCCCAGCAGCCCUGGCUCUUCUCCUCGGGCGCCGACGGCACCGUGCGCCUCUACACCUGA
Messenger RNA from Agelaius phoeniceus (red-winged blackbird), 1878 nucleotides. NCBI's taxonomy places the organism in Eukaryota, Metazoa, Chordata, Aves, Passeriformes, Icteridae. The record is from RefSeq and is a predicted model, not a curated record.